Molecule: messenger RNA, 441 nt
Organism: Caenorhabditis remanei
Lineage: Eukaryota; Metazoa; Nematoda; Chromadorea; Rhabditida; Rhabditidae
Exons: 4
Coding region: 1-441 (146 amino acids)
Biological process (GO): mitochondrial respiratory chain complex I assembly; response to oxidative stress
Cellular component (GO): membrane
Source: RefSeq, a predicted model, not a curated record
AUGUCUCUGAAAGCGUGGCUGGGAAUCGACAAAAUCCAAAAAUUCGGACAAAUCGUCAAGGAGAUUGGCGGUGUCAAGGCAGUCCUUCGUAAACGUUACUUGAUGGACGUAACCCGUGUUGGAACACUCGUCGGAUCCGAUAAAUUCGGCAAUCGUUACUACGAGAAUAACGAAUAUUUUGUGCCACGUAAUCGUUGGGUCGAGUUUCCCGAUAAAGUUUGGCUCGACUAUGAUGCGACUCAGGUGCCACCAGAGUGGCACUCGUGGCUCCACCACAUCACCGACGACGCUCCAUCGGUGAAGCCGCCACCAACUCAGAGUUUCGUGUUGGAUCACAAGGAGAACACAACUCUCGACGCCGACAAAAAAUACAUCCCAUACUCGACGACUCGUACCAAAGUACAAGGAUGGACUCCCGGACAGAAGCCACAAUUCGAUUGA